Messenger RNA from Ostertagia ostertagi, 330 nucleotides. Lineage: Eukaryota; Metazoa; Nematoda; Chromadorea; Rhabditida; Trichostrongylidae. The record is from the annotation of a GenBank genome assembly.
AGUGAAAUCACUGGUCUCGAAGCGGAACAUCUCCUUGGUCGCAAGCCGGAUAUUCUGACGCCGAAUGGGCUCAAUGUGGUGAAAUUCUCGGCGUUGCAUGAGUUCCAAAAUCUUCAUGCAUUGGCAAAGGAGAAAAUCCACGACUUUAUUCGAGGUCACUUUUACGGGAAUCUAAACUUCGAUCUGGAUAAGACGUUGUAUUUCUUCACAGCAGGGCGUUAUGAGUUCACAAAUAAAGGAGGCGAUUUCUUUAUUGAGGCACUCGCUCGUCUGAAUUACAAGUUGCAGGCGUCUGGAAAUAGCGCUCGUAGAGAAGAGUAUAACAAUAUG